Dermacentor silvarum is the source of this 1472-nucleotide messenger RNA. Its product is annotated as transcription factor Adf-1-like. The transcript is spliced from 3 exons. Gene Ontology annotation, biological process: regulation of transcription by RNA polymerase II. Lineage: Eukaryota; Metazoa; Arthropoda; Arachnida; Ixodida; Ixodidae. The coding region runs from base 43 to 1161 and encodes 372 amino acids. The record is from RefSeq and is a predicted model, not a curated record. Gene Ontology annotation, cellular component: nucleus; transcription regulator complex. Gene Ontology annotation, molecular function: DNA binding.
CCCAACCACACGCGGCUAAUCGUACGCGCCUGACUACGCGUCAUGCGUCUGCGUCGCCUUGCGCGCUCGUCCUACGCGUCUCGAGAGGGGAGACGCGCAGCCCGCGCGCGCGUCACGCCGGACUUGAUUUUGAGCGUCAUUUUGAGCGCACGCGGCGGAAGUGGCAGCCCCGACGUCACGUGGUCGGCAUGUGAUCUUCCGGCGGCUUGGAAACAGGUGUUGUCGAAGUUUCGGAAUCGGACCGAGACGCUGGGAGUCGCUGCCGAAGUUUCGCCAGCGAUGGAAGGGAUCAACAAUGAAGCUCUGAUCGCCUGCGUUGAGGCUCGGCCUGCCCUUUGGCAAGCGAAGCAUAAACACCACAAAAAUAAGCACAUGACGAGGUGCUUGUGGACCGAGGUGGCGAGGAUCGUCAUGCCCGACGCUGCCGUAACAGAUGACGUUAUCACAGCGCUACAGAAGCGCUGGAAAUCCCUGAGGGAUAAAUUUCGCCGCCUUCUGAAGGGACUGCAGGAAGAAAAAAAGAGCGGCGCCGGUGCAGACGACGUGCAGGACGACGUCGUCUGGCCGUUUUUCGAGCAAAUGAUGUUCCUGCGCGACACAAUGGAAUAUAGACCGACAUCCGGCAACCUUCCAUCUGUGCCUCCAUCGAGUGAGGAGGAAAGCGCUGCGGACAUUUUAACAAAGAUGUGCCAGUUUUCUGAUCUGGCAUCGCUUGAGGUGCCGUCACCAUCCGGUGAAGCGUCGCAAGCGACACUGUCUACGGUGUCCCAUGAGUCACUGGAAUCCCAGGACAUUUUGGAAUCCCUGGAAUCACCGGUGCUUCAAGAUGUGCUGGUUCCGGAGGCUUCCGAGGCACACCACAGCAGGCAGCAGUCAGAAACAUCGCUGCCCUCAGCAGGCAGUCACAAGCAAGGGACGCUGGGCAGUGUUCCUUCUGAAGCAACAUCAUCAAGAGGGGGGAAAAGAAAAAAGAAAGAUGACGGUCAAUUAAUAUUAGAACAAUUGGGCAACGUUACAUGUGCAAUGAAAACAUGCAAACCGCAGGACGACCUCGAAAUGUUUUGUUUCUCUCUGCUCAAAGACAUGAGAGAGGUCCCUGAGGACAGGCGUCUCACCAUGAAAAUUAAAUUAAUGCAAGUAGUGCAGGAAAUAAAAAAAUAGUGCUUUAAAAAUAUAGCAUAUACCAGUUUGUUAAUGUACAAUUUUGACUUAUGCUAUAUUUCGUGUUUUUUUUUGAAUUUCAUUCUUAUAAUUUAUUCCAUUUUAUGUUGUAAUUGUGCAUUUAUUGUUUGCAUUUGUCUAUGUGAAGUUUUGUCAUCCAUAAGUUAAAUAAAUUAUUGUUUUCCACCGAGUACUGCAGCAGUGUUUCAGCAUUCUAACAAAUAGUAACAAGAUGUAUGGCAAAGUAUGAAUGCUGCUUAUGGUAUUGUGGUGAAAGCAGUAAACGUAUAUAUAUAUAUAUAUAUAUAUAU